CUGCUUCUUUGAUUAGAGUCUAGAAAAUUCUUAUUCAUGGAUUUCAUAGGACACGUCAGCUCACAACAAUGGAGAGCUAUUGAGUCUAUGGAGUGAUGGGGUGUGAUUGUAAAACGAAGUGUCGGACUAGGAAAUGCCCCUGUCGAGAUAGGAGUAAACCAUGCGACCCUACAGAGUGCAUAGCAUGCCAGAAAACAUGUGAAAAUAAACCCGGUCAGAGUGCACCAAAGAGGCAUGUAAAGAUUCAACAGCCUGCUACGACUCAAGCUGCUACAGUAAGGCCUACAAAUGCUGCCCCGCUGAGUGACCUAUGGAAGAAGUCUGGAGUAGUGCAUUCUCAGAACGUACCAGAACAACUGCAAGGAAUGAUGGGAGUAGUGCAUUCUCAGGAUGUACCAGAUCCGCAGCAAGGAAUGAUGGGUGUACAGGUAUCGCCUCAAGGCACAACUGGAUCUGAAGACUCAUGGCUAAAACCAUAUUUAACACUAACAGAAGAAGAAGAAGCAAGAAGUGGAUUUGAGGAUGUUGAUAUUUCAGACACAGUGUUAGAUUAUUCACAGGGACAGACAUAUCCCUCUGCUCAAGAACAAAAUAUUAACAAAAAUACUGCCACACCAAAUGUAGCACAAAAAAUACAAGAGAAGACAUCGUCACCAGCUACAGCAUGGAAGAACCAGAUGGAAACAUCGACAUCAAGUAAUAACCAGAGAAAUACAUUUUCCUCAGCACUAAAUGAACUGGUACAAAAACGUUCAGCAACUGUAGCACAAAAUAAGCUGGAACCAACAUCUCCACGGGGAAAGACAUAUCCCUCUGCUCAAAAACAAAAUAUCAACAAACAGACUGCUUCACUAAAUGUAGCACAAAAGAUGCAGGAGCAGACAGUUUCACUAGCUAGAAAGACCCAGAAAGAACCUUUAAUAUCAAGUUAUAUAAUGUCCUCAGCACUUAAUGAACUGGGACAGAAACGGUUAGCAACUGUUGCACAAAAUAAGCUGGAACCGACAUCUUCACGGGGAAAGACAUAUCCCUCUGCUCAAGAACAAAAUAUCAACAAACAGACUGCUUCACUAAAUGUAGCACAAAAGAUGCAGGAGCAGACAGUUUCACUUGCUAGAAAGAACCAGAAAGAACCAUCAAGUAAUAACCAGAGACAUAUAAUUCCCCCAGCGCGUAAUGAACUGGGACAGAAACGUUCAGCAACUGUAGCACAAAAUAAGCUUGAACCAACAUCUUCAAAAGCUAUAACAAUUGAUCGGCAUGUAGACCCAGAUUCAAUAAAUAUCAAGGGUCAUAUAAAUCCCUCGACGAAUGCGGCAGAUAACCGAAGACAUACAUCGUUUGAAGCACAGACACAGGCGUUUACCCAGCCUAUAGCACUUACUAGUUUUGGAAAGGCAUCUAGCGCUAAUGCUAUAAGACAUGCUGGGACCAAGAGAUCCCAACAUAGCCCAGGAAUAGACAGAGACAGUGGAAAAAUGAGUCAUCCAGCUGUAGACGGCAUUCCUGCAGCUAAACAAGCAAAGCAGAGCGGUGGUACAACAAAACCAAACAUGGUUGUAACAGAGCCAAAUAAUAAUGAUACAGCAAAGGACAAUAAAAGAGAUCCUCAAAGAUCAAGUGCAGCAAUGGCAGGUAAACAACAAGUGAAGGUAAAACAUGGAAACCAAAAGAUGGUAGGUGGAAACAUUUAUCACCUUUCUGACACUGCAACAGAUGAUUCUGAUGAGGAAAGAGAAGAAAAUGAAUGUGAUACAGGUGAUCAACAAACUGAAACUAACUUUUGUGAUUUCAAUGACUCUUUGAAUCCAGAGCCAGUAGAUAUAUAUCCAAUGCCAAAAGAAAUGUUACAUAUCCAUCCACAUGAAACACAAGUAAAAAAUUCAUAUUUCCCUAUUCAAGAGUUUCUUGCCCAAGACAUAAUAAACAGAAUUUCUCUCAUACUCAGUCCUGAGUACAAAUUAGAAAGAAACAUAGACAGUGAAAAUACUUCACUGUGUCCCAGUCCAAUUCCAACUUCUUUAGAUGGGUUUGAAGGGUUUGAUUUCCGUAUAUACACUGCAAGAUCUGUAAUGUUACGAGAUCAAACUAUAGCUAGGUUGUGUCAAAGGGAAAUGGCUUGUUUUCCUGAAGAGUUGUACAAUAACCCAAUUGAGUUAUAUAAAGAGGGUGAAAAGAAGGUCAAGACAUACCAACUGACUAAGGGCUUUAAAAAAGACUUCACUGAAUUCAAAAAACAAGCUGAACAAAAUCCUAAAAUGCUGCAUCUAGUUAUUGCUGAUGAAGCACACUGGGGAUCAGAUGCAUCUACUGAAAAAGUAGAUCGUGCAAAUGAAAAAUUUGUCAAUUCUUGGAAAAAUGAUAUACAUGGUAAUGUCAUUGUUCUUCAAGUUACAGCUACACCUUUUAACUUAUUAAGCACAAACACACGACUCCCAAGCGAAAAGUACUGUGCAAAUAGAAUUGAUGACAACGAACUCAUUUUAGUCCAAGAAAAAGCAAAACGUUUAAUGCAUGACAAGACUGAUGUGACUCGAACCGUUGGACCAAAAAAUGAUUUACAUCAUGUAAGAUGGUCUGAAUCAUUGAGACAUCGCUUGGAGCAAGGUAUAGUAGUCACUCUACAAAUUCCCCAAAAGAGAAGUAGAGGUUCUUUUGAUCAAGUUUGGCUUGAAGUUAGGAACAAAAAACUUUGUAAAAGUCAAAAUCCGAAACCCAGCGAACUUACCAUUAAUGGUAAAAAUGGGAUAGUAAGCGUGAGGCACGAGGGAAAUAUUCUAGCUGCCAUAAAUCAUGAUAGUGGCACCAGUUUAGAGUUUAUAGAUGAAAAUGAUUCAAACGGUAAAUGCACAGAGUUUAACAUCUUUUUGGAAUAUGGGGAAGAUGUGUUUCAAUUAUCUGCAAGAACAGAGACAAAACACAAAAACUUCCUAAAAUAUUGCACAAAAGAGGAAUGCAUGAUACUUGACAGAAAACCAACCGAAACCUACAAGGAAUUGGGUGGCCUCAAGUUUGUGCAAGACAUUCAUUACCUGAUGGUAAUUGGCAUAUGCAAGGCUUCACAGCUAGGUACCUUAAAUACUAAAAGCAAAAGGUACCUGUCAUUGACAUUCUACUAUAACAGUAUAAGGAACAAGGAGAAAGAUGAACAGCUCAUCAGGUAUGAUGAGGAUUUUUCUGAUCUCAGUAAGAAAUCUGAAGUACUGAAAAACAACAAGAAUCUAGAUGGUCUUUUAGCUUCAGAAUAUGCUUUCUUCAUACUAAGCAAUGAAGGACUUCGGUCUUUGAUGCUACAUAUCUCCUCAUAUGAGAGGCUCUCAAUUCCAAAAACAGAAUUUGUAUCUUGGAUUACAAAAAUCCAUAAACUUCGGGAUGAGAGAACAAAACUGUUUGCAAAAAAUCUGGAUGAGAAUAAAGAACAGGUUGAACCAGAAAAUAACCUGAAAUUGAUUUUUGAGGAAGUUAUAGACAACUUGAAGAAUAUACCGCAAAGGUCAAUCCACAGAGAUGUAUACAUUAGGCUCAUGAAAAGUAUCAUAUACGGACAAGACUUUGAGAUUGAUCAAGAUUGCCCAGAAAUGCUAGAAAAAGAUCAGUUACAAGCUGCCUUUGAUGUUUGUCUGAAAGAAUCUGAAACGUUGAAAAUAGUAAAUGACUUGAUUCAGGAUCAAAGCGCUCUAAAAAAUGGGUUGAAAGGUAAAAUGAAAAUCAUCAGAGCAACUGGUGUUGAAAAUGGAAAUAAAAUCUAUAAGAUUUUGUGUCAGGCAAGGCAAGUAGCUGGCGGAACUGACAAAAACUACAUGUUUGAAAUAAUUCGAGAUUAUGACAAUUUCAAAAUAUGUGACAUUAACAAUGAACAAAAGGAUGAGACUUCGGCACUUUAUCGUAUACGGCAAGUUUUACAGACCAAUGACUGCCAACAUGUAGAUGAUGAGUCAAGAGAAAUGUGCCAGUGUAAGCGGUUGGAAUAUGAAUCUAAAUCGCUUACAUGCAAAAAUUGUAACCAUAGACACAAAUCAGUGAGACAAUAUUCUGACCUAGAAAAUCUCCCAUGUAUUCUAAUUCUAGUAGAGAAAGGAAGAAUGGGUGAUACAUUCCCUUCAAGUUUCAACACAAUGGAUCUGAGACUACACUUCCAAGACUCAAGAAAUCCACCUUAUUUUAACUCAAUAGUGCAGGAACUUGGAAGAUUGUGUCGAUAUUCAGAAGAAAUGGCACUCAAUAAACUACCAUAUGUGCUCAUUGGAAAAUAUCUUUACGAAAACUUCAAAAAUUCUCUGGACACAAGCGCUGUUUACUAUGGAUACGUAGAGCAAAAGCCAGGCUUAUUGGAUCGCAGAUUAAAGGCCAACAACAAAGCUGGUGGAAAAGGUGCUGAUGUAGAUAACGAAACGAAGCACUACAACAGAAUACUGCUGAGUGCAGAACCACAAAUAGGGAAGACUGGCACCUAUCUGAAAUUAAUUUCACUCAUAAGAAACAAAAUUAUAAGAAGAAAGGUGAAACCACAAAUAGCUUUGGAGGAAUGUAGUGUAGGUGAUGAGGAGCUCUCAGAUGACAGUACUGGCAAUGAAAGUGAUGAUGAAACAAUUCAAGGCUCAGAACAAGACAAAUCAGAGUUCUGGCUUUAUCCAUAUCAUAAGAUGUUUGAGCAUGGAAUACUAAAAGCAGAAAUAAGCUGCAAAUCUAAAUAUUACCCAAUAUAUGGUCCAUACAAACAUAGAAAGGUGCCCACCAACAGAUUUCCACCAAAAUACAUGAGGAAGGAAACAAACAGAAAAAGCAAAAAGAAGGGAAAAGAAACGAUUGGUGAAAACCUAUACAGACCAAUGACAAGGGAUCAUACGUGCCCAACAUGUAUGAUUGAAGGAAUGAACUCUCAUGAAAUUGAAAUAACAAUCAAAAAACAAUCUACUUCAAUAUCUAUACCAAACAGCAGGCACUAUCAAAUGAGAGUCAUGAACACCCUCGAUAGAUUAUCCUCAGAAACCUCAAAGAAUCCUAAAACUGGAAAUGAGUUAGAGUCUUGGAUCUUUACCCCAACCUACGGCAGGGCUACAACAGGAUCGGUUAACCUCUGUAAGACCAUGCGGCUCACAAAGGGAACUUCUUGUGAAUUCAUUCAUGUGUUAGUGGUGAAACCAGAAGAGUAUGAAGAAUACUGUCUGAAUUGGAGAACUACCCAUGCCAUCUUGAAGCUACCAGAAACUAUGGAAGGUGCUGAUGUACACGAAGGAGGAGUAGGCUAUAGCAGGAGAUUUAUACAGCUCUUUGCAGAGAAGUUCAAUCUUGACACGAUAUUCAUGAUAGAUGAUAAUUUUGCUGCAUUCAAGGAAGUUAGAGAGGCAAGGGACCAAUUAGGAUUCAUUGUGGAAAGGAAUGCGCAUGAUGGAACAUUGGAAACUAAAAAUGUUCCUCUUUAUGGAGUGCUGAAACAUCUAGAAAACAUUGGAUCCGAAAAUCACUUUGUUGUGCAGAACACAUAUACUCCCAAAAAGGAAUGCAAGGAAAACACUAUAUCAAGUUAUACAGGACCACUGUCGGAAUAUGGUAUAGUUGGAAUGCUCAAGAUGAGAGAAGGCAGCCUCAGAGUGACAAAACCAUUCAAACAAACACAUGUAUAUUCUCUUGUCCUUGUAAAUAUAAAAGCACUCAAAGCAAAGGGUGUUAAGUACAAACCAUGGCCUGUGUUUGAAGACUUGAAUAUGAACAAUGAUGCGGAUAUCAAGGGGCUAAAUGUGGUGAAGUUUAGCAGAUUCUUUAUGGUGAAGCGUAACCUGAAGUCUUGGAUCAGUGAAAUUUGUACCUACAGCCUAGAAGACUUCAUACCAGAUGACAGCCUCCCAAUGGCCCAAGGAUGGUAUGACAAACUUUUCAGAUGGCUUAGAUGCAACGCACGACCAGACAAAAUAAAACAGAUUGAAACAAAAAGGGAACACAUCGAUAACAACCAUGAGGAAAAAGCAAGAUGUCUCAUAAAGAAACUGGGAGGAUACACAAACAGGGAUCAUAAUCGACACCAGAUUUUGAUUACAAAUGUAGAAGGGUGGCUGGAUGAAGAGACCAUGAAAUCGUCGAUACUUGACAAGAUAAAACCGGAUGAUAAAUGUAACACAAUGGUUAUGUUAACCUCUGCAGAAAUGCAGAUAUUUGGUGAACUACUGACAAAGUCAGAGUAUGACUGCAUGAUAGUUAGCAGCCACAACAUAUCGGAAUACAGUGUUCCGUAUGUUCUCUUACACAUUCAAAAUGCCAAGUAUGAAUACCAAGAGGACAUGGAUUUGUCAACAGAUAAUAGUGUUAUUGAAAUUGACACGACAGAGGCAAUUGCAAGUUGCAGUAUGGAACAACAAAGUGAGGACAUUAGUAGGGAAGAAGAGAUGGACACACAGCCAGAUGACUCAAUACUUACUGCAGAUGUAGAUGAUGCUACCUGUCUACAUGGGAGUUUUCAGACAUGGAUCAACUCUGCUCAGAUUUUUUAUAACAAAAUCAAAGAUCUAGAAGAAGAAAACACCAAGUUGAAGAAAGAAAUUGCUAAUCUUAAGGAUCAUAAGUUGCCAAUAGUAGGUCAGAACCACUUAUAUGGAUGUAAUGUCUGUGGAAAUGAGAACAUGGACACAUUCUUCCAUUGCAUACUGUGUAAGGACUAUGAUAUAUGUGUUGAAUGCAUGAACACAACAUCACAUCAACACCCAGUACUACAUGUUGUUCUCAAGCCACACUAAUCCAGAAGUUUUGUUUUAAUGGCCAUUACCAGUACGGUACAAAAGUUCUAUGUGUUCAUAAUCAUAAUGUAUUAUUUUCAUGCAGAGCCCUGAAAAUACGUACAUCUCAAAAUGUAAUACUGGUAGAGUGAAUCUGUUUUUUCGCAAUGCAGCGGCAGAUAAAAAAUGUUGAACCCAGAAAAAGUGUUCACAUUAAGAGGUUUCAAAUUAAGAAGUUUCGAUGUAGAGGUUUUAUUACGUAUUUCUUUUAAAACACUGUUUUUCAUGUGUGUAAAGGAUUGAAGACUCGUGCUCUGUAUGUAAUAUAUCGCUCGUUUAUUGUAUGAUAUCCAUAAUACUCGACCUAUUGUCGUUAAGUGUAAGCAACAAUAAACUAGCAAUAUGCUUAUUAUAAUUUGUAUACAUUCCUUGGGUUACCUUUUUGGCUCACCCUGUACAAAA
Messenger RNA from Owenia fusiformis, 7169 nucleotides. Lineage: Eukaryota; Metazoa; Annelida; Polychaeta; Sabellida; Oweniidae. The record is from the annotation of a GenBank genome assembly.